UGAUCUAAACACUAUGCAAUAGGUAGCAAGGGUCUCCGUGAUAAAUGGGACGCAAUAUGGAAAAAGUUCAAUAGAAACAGUAUUUAAAAACCAAGAUAGUAGUACUGAGCUCGCUGCUUCUGCGCCUGCCAUUUCCCUGAAACCUGCAGAUCAGGGGCCUGCAAAUUUAUCAAUACAAAAAGCGUGCUUAUUACAGUUGAGAUCUGAAGGCAAAUGAACAGUCAGAAGGAAAAUUCUGCGACAUGCGAGACUGACAGCAUCGAAGGCCAUAGUGCUCUGUCUUUAGAUCCUUUAUUCCACUCUUGGACAGUUUGCAGCACAAAGGAGCCACUGAAUGUAAGCAUUCCAAAUCUGCAGGCAUCACCUGGUAACCUUUCAAUGGAGGAUUCUUUGGUACGCAAUGGUUCAUUCUUCAUCAAUCCAAUUGCCUUUCCAGAGGUGAAAACAUGGCAGCCAGAGAUCAUCCCUUCAACUGCUGGUUUCUGUCAAAUGGAACAACUGCCUUCAGUUGCUAGAUCACGUAAGGUAUCUGUCAUGGCUUCUCAAUCAGGCCUUCCUUUUGGCAGCCAUCCUUGUCAUGCAAGCAGAACGAACCUAAGCUUGUCAUCAAUUGAUAAGUUUCAAGCAGGUUUGGCUUGUCAACCCUGUUGCCUUCCGGGUGUUAUCACUGAGGGAAAUGGUGCACCAUAUGUGAAACAGACGAACCUGGAACCACUAGUAGGGAAGAGUAAUACAGAAGAAAACAUAAACAUGGGCUGGAAGCGGCACCUUGAAGCUAAGGAUAAUGAGCAUGAGGUUAAUCAUCGCCUAAAGGAGGCAGCCUACCCCCUCUGGUAUGAGCAGUCAAUGGAAGCCACAGAUACAUCAGUGUCUAGAUCUAAACCUGUGCCAUCUGGUAUUGGAUCAACAAACAAAGUUCGCAUCCGGUGGACUCAAGAACUGCAUGAGGAAUUCGUCAAAGCAGUCAACCGUCUUGGUGGCGCAGAAAAAGCAACUCCAAAGGAGAUACUGAAACUGAUGAAUUUGGACGGUUUGACGAUAUUCCACAUCAAAAGUCAUUUACAGAAAUAUCGCUCAGCAAAGCAAGCUCCAAGUUUCAUUGAAGGCAAAAAUCACAGAAACAGAAUAGACGCCCCAUCGGUUGACCUGAAAAGCAGAAUGCACAUUACUGAAGCCUUGCAUUUGCAAAUGGAGGUUCAAAAGAGUUUGCAUGAACAAUUAGAGGAUCUCGCUUGCAAAUGGUUGUAUGAUAUGCAAUCAGGAAGCAAAGACCAUUAAUCAUCUAUUUGUUAAGUGUAAGAUCACAUGGCUAGUCUGGAAAAAGGUUGCAGGUUCGUUUAAUGUUUCAAUUAAGAGGUCUACAACUCUUAAAACGUUGCUGCUGCUGUGGUGGAAGAAGCGAUUUAAAUUGAAAUGGGUCAGAACAUGCUGAAGACUAUCUUUUCCCAUGAUAAUAUGGAAUACUUGGAAGCAACAAAAUGCUAUCUUCCAAGAAGGGGAUAAGGUAAACAAUGACCUGUUCAGAAAUUUGCAGAGAGACAUUAAGAUUCUAAUGUGUGAGCUGGAAUGGAGACCAGAGGUUAACCGGGAUAUGCUUAUGUGGUUUUCCACUGGAAUAAGGCCCGAGCCAUGGCCAUCUUUUGGUGGGGCAGACUUCUUAAUUCAGUCAAAAUCUGCGUUGGCACCUUAAAGUGGCAACAAUAUGGUCUUCAUAGUUCGUAGUCCCCAGAGACGAUUCCUGCAUGUGGGAAUUCGUCAUGUGAGAGGAAGUGAUGAAUCGGAAGCGGCGCAGUUCAUGAAGGAGACGGCCAAUCUGAUUGGUGAAAGACAAUGUGAUGUGUGCUUCAUUGCGGGUCCAAGGCAGCGGAGAUUUGAGCGCAAAAGAGGUGUUAGGCGAAUUCGAUGCAGAGGUUAUGGUUUCAAGAAGGACUGCUCUACUGGCAGAUGUCUUUUUUCGAGAUAGUAACACAACAACGGAAACGGUGGGUUUGCUAUUGCGCAAAUCUUUCCUGAUUUCUUUUCUGUUGUCGAAAAAUUUCGAUGAUUCUUGGAGGCUGGAGCCCUCUAGCCUGAUGUGUUAAGGCUGUUUUAGGGUUUCCAUGGCCUUGUUCUCUUCUUCUUUUUUCCAGCGAUUCUUUUAUUCUUUUGGAAUAAUGAGAAGGGAGCAAACUCCCCCCAGCAUUGCGUCGGAAUACACUAUUGUCUUGAUGAAAACUGUCGACCAUCUGUAUCUCAACGUGCACCAAGGAAAUGUCCCCGGAGGUAAAAGAGAGAGCCAGCCUAUAAAAGUUUGCCUAUUUUAGUAGAACUCAAACAAAAAUGAUAACGACAAUAAUUUUUAUUUAGUCAUCAUCAUCUCGAUGAACGUCCUUUCUUUCUAUCUUCAUCUUUCAAUCCUCCGGCGUGAAAGGUUAACUUUGGGUUUUGCAUGGGGUUAAGCUUUAAGGAAAUUGCUUCCGCUUCUCACAUCUAGGAAGUGAUUUUUUCGCUUUGAAAGAGAGAAGAAAUUGCAUGGCUCGUGUCACAUAGCCGCAUUCAGACAAACCAAUCGAACUAAUGCUCCAUCGCUGCCAUUGAAGCCCAAUUUUUACAUGUAAACUAGACGAAUCAAAUUCGGUAAUCACUACAUAAAAGCCAGCAAAUUGAGAGAGAGAGAGAGA
Molecule: messenger RNA, 2660 nt
Organism: Nymphaea colorata (pocket water lily)
Lineage: Eukaryota; Viridiplantae; Streptophyta; Magnoliopsida; Nymphaeales; Nymphaeaceae
Product: protein PHOSPHATE STARVATION RESPONSE 1-like
Exons: 8
Coding region: 214-1278 (354 amino acids)
Molecular function (GO): DNA-binding transcription factor activity; DNA binding
Source: RefSeq, a predicted model, not a curated record